Molecule: messenger RNA, 1099 nt
Organism: Acanthopagrus latus (yellowfin seabream)
Lineage: Eukaryota; Metazoa; Chordata; Actinopteri; Spariformes; Sparidae
Gene: lyrm5b
Product: LYR motif containing 5b
Exons: 5
Coding region: 613-864 (83 amino acids)
Biological process (GO): respiratory electron transport chain
Cellular component (GO): mitochondrion
Source: RefSeq, a predicted model, not a curated record
GUCGGUUGUCUGUCUUGGUGGAUUACUAUCUCUGCGCGUGUGUCUUUGGUUGUUUUCUCUCUGGUGUAAAGUUCCUCAGCUCGUCACUAAAGUUAAAAUGUGAACGCAUCGUGUGACGUCAGUCAUUGCCCAGCUGCUGCUGACCUCAGUGAACACUUUGACACGAACCACAGACACAAACUGACCGACACGAAGCGAGUUUAACGCUUUUAUAGCAAACUGAAGUUAGCUAAUGUGACGUUAGCCGCUAAUGUGACGUUAGCUAACUCAGCGGGUUACUGAAGUGCACUUUGUCCCGCAGGAAGUCCAGCAGCUGCAGGAGGUCACCGACAGCACCAGAACUUAAUCAGGACCGUUCUGAGCUGUGACCCGUCCUCUGUAAUCUGUGGUGUCGUUUGGUGGAGGCGACAACGCUGAAUCUAAACAGGCAGAAAAAAAGUUCUGAUUAGAGGAUUUAGCAGAUAAUCGUGGUCGUCUCUUCUUCCCGCCGCCAUCUUGAGUUGAUGAUGCCUCACAGAUAAUAAUCAGCUGUGACUGUGGACGAGGCCUGAGAUACAGAUCGUCAGCCACUGUAACUGUUCCUGUUCUGCAGCUCUGACGCCCUCUGGGACGAUGGCGAACCCUCUGAGGGCCGAAGUCGUCCAACUCUACAAAAAUCUCCUCUAUCUCGGACGAGAGUAUCCCAAAGGUGGCGACUACUUCAGGGACCGCCUGCGAGCAGCGUUCUCUAAAAACAAAGGUGUGCAGGACCCGGAGCAGAUCAAGGAGAUGAUCGCUCGGGGGGAAUAUGUGGCCCGAGAGCUGGAGGCGCUCUACUACCUGAGGAAGUACAGAGCCAUGAAGAAACGCUACUACGAGGACUAAAAACUCACGUCCACUCUGAUGUCAGUUGUCUCUAAAGAGCAUUAAUUCGUCCUGUUUUUAACAAAUGAGACAAACAUAAAAAGAAAAAAUCUUACAGUUUAUUUCGGGCUCAUUAAACAACAGACUGGAACGUCGUCCUCUCAGAACCAAAGUAAACCUGCAGCAGCUCCAAGGUUUGAUUCCUGAAGAGUUCGUAGAGUACGGAAAGAAAAGUUAAAUAAAAGUAUAAAAACGA